Molecule: messenger RNA, 4338 nt
Organism: Trichobilharzia szidati
Lineage: Eukaryota; Metazoa; Platyhelminthes; Trematoda; Strigeidida; Schistosomatidae
Source: the annotation of a GenBank genome assembly
CUCAACCCGCACAUUUCAAAUUGUGGUUUAAUAUCUCAGAAACUAGUCACAUGAAUGCAUAUCUGGUUUACAUUGGAUUUAUUUUUUCCGCCUCCUCUUGUUAUCUUGGAUUCACUGAAUGUUGUAAACCCAAUGCAGAUGGACAGUUUACACAACUGGAACUAGGCAGUGCAUCGAAUGUCACUGCUGUAGUGGGCAGUGAUGUCUACUUUAUCUGUUGUGGUGGUGUUAAAUGGACUUAUGAAGCAGAGGAUGAUUACACAAGCCGAGAGAUUGGACCACAUCCAUAUGCACAGAUUGGUUCAUCAGGUAAACGACCACCAACGGAUAAGGGGCUGCUUACAAAUUCACUGGGGAGUAAUAAUAUUGUCGUCAGUGCGAUAAGUGGAAGUACAACGAAAGAUCCAAUGAAUUCACAGAAUACAAUACAAACCACAGUGUAUACAAUGCAUGAUGAUAAGGGUCGACUGAUAUUACGUAUUGAUAAUGUGGAUAUGCAAGAUAUGGGACAUUAUAAAUGUCAUGGACAGCUGUCAAGUUUAGAUGUUUAUUUGGUAGUGACAAAUAAGAAUUAUCCUGAAGAACCGCAUAAUAAAACUUUGCCGCAUAGUGGAAGUAUGCUACCGCAUUAUAUGAUGUUUUCAUCUGACCAAUUGAAUAAUGUGAAACUAAUCUGUCCAUUGGUUGGAUCACAAACAGUUAAAUCAUGGUUAUGGCGUGAACCUGUGUUGCCUAGUUCAACGGAAUACGCUCAAUUGCCACAAGGUCGACCACCGAGUCGUACAGUUACAGCUACACGACCUGGUCUUCAUGAGGGUAAACAUGUUGAAAUUGGUCCUGAUUUAUCCUGGGCACGUAUUGUUGAUCCUUUAUCACCUGAAGCACCAGUGAAAUUAUGGUGUCAAUUUGUAAUGCCAUCACCAUGGGCUGGGAAAGAUCCUAUAGUCGCCUAUUAUGAAAUCGACUGGGAACUGUAUGAACCAAUCUCUCCACAGAUUUAUAUUCUCCCUGAAGAAAAAGACACUUCUACUACUACUACUUCCACGAACUUAGAAGAUGGCAGUAAUCAAAAUUUCCCAAAACAUCCUGUAAGUCAAGAUCAUACCUAUGCAUCCAUUGCGCAUACAAUCAAUGCACAAAUUGAAGAAACAAUUCAAAAAAUGAAAUCAAAUAACAAUCAUAGAAAUAACAAUUACAACAACAAUAAUAAUAAUAAGCCAAUUCUAUUGGAGAAUAAACCAGCACGUAUUGCUUGCCGAUUUCGACCAAUCACAACAACUGGGAAACCCGCGACACCACAAUCACAUCCUAUCCCAAUACAACAAGUUUACUGGUAUCAUAAUAGAAAUCAACCAGUUCAUGUACCGCCGUUUUAUGUCGAUAAUUCGCUAGUGAAUCCUUAUGGAUUGUCUAUCCUGUCAGUUCGUGCUUAUCCAAUCACGUUUAAUAUGAAUUAUACAAAUGAAGAUAAGUCAACCGCGUCAUCAGCAGCAGUGGCAUCUUCAUAUAGAUCCUCUGAUAAAUAUAAAUUGCCUGUUGAACAUCUUACUUGUUCUGUAAUUAGUAGAGUGAAAGAAACACCAGAAUAUAAAGUGAUAUCAAAUGCAAGUUUAGAAGCCGAGAUUAUCUUAGUUCCACGUAUAAUCAAUACAGAACUGUUAUCCGCUGAAAGAAGUCUAGAGGAUGCCAUUAAACUCACAUGUACAGCAAUAGCUAAUGGACCACCAAACAUGCUAAUUGAUUUCAGUGCAUCAGAUCAGCCAUCGACAAAUGGUAAUAAUAAUAAUAAUCACAAUGGUGGUCCUGGUGGUGGUGGUGGCGGUGGUCUUACAAAAUGGGAACCUUUGAAACCAAGAUAUGGACUGAAUAUUCGACCAAGACAAGUAGAUCCAAAUAAUCCAACGAUACAUCGUCUUGUGAUCGAUAUUUCUGAUCUCAAACGUAGUGAUCAUGGUGUCUAUCGAUGUCGUGUAUGGAAUCAAGCUGGGGAAGCAGAAGCCAUUGGAAAUGUUCUAGUCCAUUCUGAACCACAAUUAGACUUAGUCCCAUUCAAUGGACAUAAUUAUUUCUUCGGGCAUAAAUCAUGGAAAGCAUCUUGUCUAGUGAAAGGUUAUCCGUUAGCAGUGAGAGCUGCUGACACUAACGGCAAUCGUAUGAAUCGUGAUGAUUCAAGUGGAGGGAUUAAUCAUAGUAGUACAAUGGUUCCAGGAAUUCAAGAUGGAACAGGUGGAGUUGGAGCAGGAGGAGGAGGAGGAGGAGGAGGAGCGGGACGUACACCAUCGGAUUUCAUCAGUCAACCAGUCAGUGAAGAGAUAUCAUCAAUUAAAAUGAAAAUUUUCAAUGUUGAAGGUGAACCGUUGGAUCGUGUUGAAGUCAAGCAAAUUGAUUAUAAGUCAGGGAAAUUUAUUGGAAUUAAUGCCACUUAUGAGGUUCAAAUGAAUCAACGUUCUGGACGUGAAGCAAUUGUACGCUGUGAAUACACGCAUACUGAUAAUCGUACAAUAUAUCGUGAAAUAUUUUUACAUGAAGCAACUAAACCAACUGCACCAAAUAUAACUGUACUAUGUACUGGUCCACGAGCCAUUGUCUUUGGUAUAACCAAUCCUAAGCUGAAAACUGAUAACCUGCCUACAGAACGUAUUGUUACGCAAAAGGUUAUAUUUGCACCUGCAAAGACAUUCCACUUAUCCUCGACUCUGGCUAGUCUAUCCGUCUACCUGGAUUCAGAAGGACAACCGUCAGCAUCACCAGCGAAUAAUAAUGACCCGCUGGAUAAAACUAUACUCACAUCGAUUAGUGCACAACCACAGACGGCGGUUAUCCCUGUGAAAGGCUUGAUUCCAGACACGGAAUAUGUAUUUGAAUGGUCCUCUGGGAAUGAGUUUGGUCUAAGCGUUAUGAUCCAGUUUACACUGUGGACAAAGAAACUUGAGACUGCGCCAACUAUCAAGAAUGUUGUCUUUCUAAGUCCAACAUCUCAAUAUCUUCGAUUUUCAACAUUUUUGGGUGAUCCAUGCCCAUAUGAAGGUGGUGCAAGACCAGAACUGUCUGAUCUACUCGUUAGAUAUCGUUAUGCUCGGUCGAAUAACACUUAUGAUCCAACACAACUGGUUGGUUAUGGAGAAUGGUCUGACGUGGAAGUAUGCAAGAAUUUAGCGUCCUCCUCAUCAACAACAACAGGAUUGAAUGGUGGGGAAAAUGAUAAUCCUUAUCGUGUCAAAAGUGAGAAUAUCGGUACUGAUGAGGAAGAGGAUGAGUACACUGGGAUUAAAUGGGCUGGUGAUAAUCCAAUCCCUUGUGAGAUACCAGUACCUGAUACUCAAGUCACUUAUGAAAUUGAAGUUGCUACAAGAAAUCGUUUUGAAAAAUCAGAAUGGUUUACAACCUUCUAUCGACCGAAUGCUGUUGUCUCUGCUGCACUGUUCUGUUAUCCAAAGUGUUCAUCAAUCCUGGGUUGUAGCCACUCUCCAAUCUUAACAAUUUCCUCAAUCCUAUUAUGCUUAUUUCUUACAAGAUUAUAAACUAUAUCGAGUAUAUAUAUAUAUAUAUAUAUAUAUAUAUAUAUAUAUAUAUAAACGUGUAUUGAAAUCUUAGCAUUUAUUCCAUUACUAUAUACAAUUUUUUUUCAAAUAUAUUUUAUUUCCAUUUUACCUGAGUAGCGUAAAUAUUAUUUGUUUGCAUUUGGCUAUAUAAACAUUGAACACAAUUUCAAAUACACACAGUCCUUCACUCUUGAUCAACACUUGUUUUACUUGAUUGUUUUAAACAUUCAUUUUUUUUGUAUUUAAACUUUGUAGCAAUAUUUAAACUACGAGUUAUGCAGACAAAGAGACACACACACACACUGAUGAGGAUGAUGAUAAUAACAGUCGGAUGAGUGAUAUUCUCUAUGGUAUUGUAUUCAUCACAGAAUAAUCACUGAUUAUCAUUUUCUCCUGUUUAUUAUUUAUUUUAAACACCUACUGUCCUUUUAACAGAAAGCGUUAAUGAUAAACAUUAAUGUGAUAUUCAAUAUUUUUUAUUGUUUGUCUCUGUCCCUUUCUGUUCAUUUCCGUUGUCCUUAUUCGAGUGUGAAAGUAGUAGUUGAAUGUACAAGAGAGGAUGUGUUUUUUCAGUUAUAAUAAUGUGACUACUUAUAAGUAGCAUAUUUUUCAAUAGUUAAAUGUUGGACUCAAAUGUCUGUUGUCUUUAUGACAAUUUCUACAAAUAUUCUCCUUUUUUAUUCCCUAAGCUGCUGAAAAACGUAAAAAUUGUUUUCAGGUGAUUAUUUUCGGGGACUCUCUUUUUUCUUAUUUAUCCCAGUUUUUUCUGUCGCCGUAUUUUCUUUGUCAAACGUCG